Molecule: messenger RNA, 2043 nt
Organism: Cydia splendana
Lineage: Eukaryota; Metazoa; Arthropoda; Insecta; Lepidoptera; Tortricidae
Exons: 5
Coding region: 311-865 (184 amino acids)
Source: RefSeq, a predicted model, not a curated record
UGAAACAAAAAAAGGAGAAAAAUCAAUCAUAACUAUAACAGUAAUUUGACAGCUUUAGAAAAACGAUAAUUAGAGGCAAUAUUUUUAAAAUAAAUAAACAUCAACUAAUUCUAUCGUAACAAAAUAUCGACUCCGGCCUGCAUGCUCUAUCUCCGUCCGUCUUUCGAAAUGAGACAGUGAUGGCUGAGCGCUCGUGCCAGACGGACCUGUACUAGGUGUCCCCAAAACAAAUAUAAGAUUUACUUAUAAAAACUGUGCUGUGUUGUGUGUCCUAGUGAUAUACCGUGUGCACCAAAACCUUUAAGUUAUAAUGGGUAACAAGCAAUUGAAUAAAAAGAAGACAUCUCGAAAAAGACAACUCGGAAGAUUCCAACAAACAAUGGAACUAACGAAAAGAAGAAAAUUGGAUAAUUUCACAGCCGAACAUGAUACUAUAUCUUUAGACUACAUCGAACUGCAAAAUAUGGAAAUGGAAUCUCCGAUUUCAUCAACCACUGACAUUCAAAGUAACGAUGAGGCGACCGGCUCAAACAUUUUGAACCCACGCAUUGCACAGGUGGAUGACACUUAUCGGGUUCCUAGUAUAUUAGAGGAAGAAGAUACCCAUGAGUUACAAAUAUCGUUCAAUGUGGAAGAAGAGCUUCCUGACAAAACCGUCGGUCGAAGAAUUGUCGCAGUUAGUUACCAUUCGAUUCGAUUCCUCACAUUUUAUCCAAUAAAAGAUUGUAUGGAAACUAUAUACAUAAACGCAAUAUUUCACCGACAAAAUCGCAAUUUUCUUGUUUUGUUCAUACUUCAAGAUGGACUCUUUGUGACCUUGACGUCACGGUCACAUAUCGUUUUGUUUGGGGCGUUUCGCGAGUGAAGUACGACUGUCGGACUUUGACUAUCAUUUCUGACUUUUGUAUUCCUUUAAUGCAAUGGAUCCCAUAUAGACUUUUGAUCCUAAAGACAAACCUGAUCGAUUGAUACCAUAAAUGAAAAUUAGUCAUCUAGCCUAUUAUCGAUAAGUAUAUAUGUUUUUCUUCAUCAAAUUAUCAAUAAUUUUCAUUUUUUAGAUUGUUCCCUCUAUAAACUCCUAAUAGUCUACCUUGGUGCCAAAUUUCAAGUUUCUAGGUCAGCUCGAAGUGGGUUAGGUUUUUGAUCUAUUAGUCAGUCAGUCACAAAAAUGCCAGUUUUAAAACGUUAAUUUAUGAAUAACUGUUAGAGCUACGUUUACGAAAUUUUGUAUUCUAGACAAGAUAAGGGGCUUGAAUAAAUGUGCAAAAUUGCAUGUGAGUAGGUAAAAGUGGUAAUAAAAUUAUCAAUAGGAAGGAUCAAGAAGUUGUUGCAGCCAGAAUUAAGAAUUUACCAAGGAGAGGACAUGACACUAUAAUAUUUUAAUUCAUUUUAAAAUGUCAUUCAGAUUAUCAAUAAGAGUUUCUUAUACCGUAUUCGAAUUAAAAGAAAUAUUUUAUUAAUUACACAAUUCUCUCUAGUUUUUGCUCGUAUUUAGUAUACAACUAACUAAUUAUUCGUAUACAAUUAUUUAUCGUAGAAACACUCGUAUAGUUUCAAAAUAAGCUAUUUUAUUUUGUUGGCAUUGUCAAACCCAUUGACUAUUUUUGUUUUGCUUUAAUAUAUGGUCAGUCGUAAAAGUAUUAGCGUCAGCAAUGGAUUUAUAUAAUGUAUUUCUUUAAAAAACAUGAUAUUUCAUGCUAAGUAACAGAAAACAGUCAAAUAUUGUACCGGAAAUAUUAGUCCCGAAAAUCCCGAAAGUACCGGGAAUUUAAUUUUGAAAUCCCGGUUCUUUGCUUGGCUCUAAAUCCCGGGAAUUCCCGGUACUUUCGGUACCGGUAUUUCCCGGGAGCAAACCCUAGUAUGUAGGACUGUAGGUACUGUAAAACGUUGUACGAUACAUGUGCCAAUAGGUAAUUCGCAACUCGUGUCGAUUCAAAACACUCCCUUCGGUCGUGUUCGAAUUUAUCGCCACUCGUUUCGAAUUUCCUAUUUGCCGCACUUGUAAACGUAAUGUAGGUAAGUACUAUUACAAUAUGGUGCUAC